UUUCAUAAGAUAUCAUAUCUCUAAACUCCAACAGCUUUCAAUGUUUUAAAGCUUACAAAGAAAGGAUAGACACGAAGACCUAUUAUGUCGAGGAAACGUGGCGCAUUGUUUUGAAACCGAAGCGCCAUUCAAGAGCUGUAACCUAGUCAAUUAUCAAAUAUCACAGAACUAUCACAGAACUUCGCACAGCAUAUUAAGCAAGCCACUACAACGGUAUUUGUGCUACACUUGAGAACUGAUAUCGAGCGUUCUCCUUUACAAUCCUACAAGUUUCUGUAAAUUCGUAUAGUUAUAAGGCUUAAAAUCCUUUUCGACCGUGUAUCAUAUCAACCAUGAUGGAAGUCGAAGAUGAUUCGUACUAUGUGGAUGAUGAAGUCGACGACGCUGACGACGCCGAUGACGCCGACGACUCAGCCGGUGCCCCUAUCUUCGAAGUUCCCCCGAGAAAAAUAGCCGCCAUAGAACACCCCUGUGUUAUUCUCAACCUUGACAAAGGGCUAGCUACCUUUGGACCGGACCCAGACUUUCAGAAACUUCUCAUGGACUCGGCAGAGCCCAGCUCGGUCCCCCUAUGGUUCCGGCCCGAGAACCCUACGUCAAAGCCCAUCGUAUCACACCAUGCAACCACUAACAACAUCCUGCUCAAGAUCACUGUCCCUAAGAGGACAGGCAGGAAACGGAAGAGGGGAAGCAACGAGCCAUUUACAGGAGAUGUCGCUUUCACAGAUGGCACAUCCUCCAUCUCGGGGACUGAACGAGUCAGCUCACAGGGUCGACAAGAUUUGCCCAAAUCUAUUCUCCGAAAGAUGCAGGAUAAUCCCGAAGACUAUCAAGUAGAAGCUGUCGGAAGUAUUCACGCUACUCACAGAUAUCGAGGCCUGGCCGAUUUCCAGUUCGCCAACACAAACCCUUCCUUCUUAACAAAUAUUGCCGAGCAUAUGCUUCCAAUGAAAGUCUCAAAGCUGCGGAGGAUCAAAUUCGCCCCUGGCGUAGCCACGGGUCCUGGUCAGGAGAUAAUACCUCCACCACACUUUACAGACCGGGUUAUUGGAUUCAACUACAACUACGAGCAGAACCCCAACACUAAGGUCGAAGGGGACUCAGGGGGCAAGCAGCAGCUCAUCAACAUCCAAGGCAGGAAAAAACACUCGUACGGCCACUUCAUCAACAACAACCAGUACCCCGUGCCCGAGAAACCCCGCCGAGAGCCAGCCAUGAAAGUACCAGAGGGGCUCAUGAACCAACUCCAUAAGCUGAUGGACGAGCGACCGAUCUGGACCCGCCGCGCCAUCCUCAACCGCAUCACGGGCGACUUCUCGGACUCAGUCCUCCGGAUCGCCCUCCAGCUCAUCGGGUACCAAUUUCGCGGCGGGCCCUGGCGUGACGCCUUCAUCAAGUACGGCGUGGACCCGCGCCCCGACCCCAGCUUCCGCAUCUACCAGACGCUAGCGUUCAAGCUGGAGCGCAACAUCGUCGGCACCAAGAAGAUCCCCUGGGAAGUCGUGCGCAAGGGCCAGACCAAGAGGCGCAUGCGUGAGAACAGCGACAGCCACCUCUGGAACGGCGAGGAUUACUCCACCGACGGCAAGUUCUGGCAAGUAUGCGACAUCACGGAUCCGUUCGUGCGCGGCAUUAUCGACCGCGCGCCGCUGAGGGAUACCUGCGAUUUGAAGGAUUCGGGGUGGUAUCAUAAGGGUACGUGGGGCAAGGUCAAAAUGGUCAUGAAGGUCAAAAUGGUGGCUAUCAAGAGGGGCCGUAUGGGAUCCGACGACGACCGACCGCAGAAGCCCGGGUUCCUGUAUAAUUCCUUCCUGGAAGAUCGGAUCCGCCCGUUCCCGGAUAUCACGGAUAAGCCGCUGGGCCUGACGCUAGAACCCUUCUUGCGGCCCAUGGAGGAGCUCGAUACGAGGUUGUAUAAGCGCCGUCCUCCUACGCAGAAGCAGAAACCUGGAUCUGCUGCGGCGGAUGGUGUGUCCACGCCUGGAGGGGAUGAUUUGGAGCCGGAUGAUGAUAUGGUUGGUGAGAAUGAUACUACGACUCCGAUGGAGAACUCAUGGGAUGUGGAGGAUUUGGAAGGGGAUGAUGAUGCGGAAGGGGAUGCGGAGGAGGAGUAUGGGUAUUAUGAUAAUGGUGAUGGUGAGGAAGAUGGAGGCGAGGAUUAUGAAGAGGGAGAUGUCGAAUAGACAGUUGGUAAGGAGUUUGUAGGUUAUAAUAGCGAAGACGGUACUGAGAUAGUUGCUCAGACCAAUAUCGUUACUUACGUCUACGGCAUGGUCUAUAAUAGUAGAGCCACUGCCAAGGGCCAUUUCACAUCAUAUCACAAAAAGCUAAUAUAACUACCUCUGUAUAUGUUAGUACGUAAAUCCUCGAAA
This is a messenger RNA of Daldinia vernicosa, 2372 nucleotides long. Its product is annotated as RNA polymerase III transcription factor IIIC subunit-domain-containing protein. Gene Ontology annotation, cellular component: transcription factor TFIIIC complex. The transcript has 3 exons. Bases 333 to 2183 code for a protein of 616 amino acids. Gene Ontology annotation, biological process: transcription initiation at RNA polymerase III promoter. NCBI's taxonomy places the organism in Eukaryota, Fungi, Ascomycota, Sordariomycetes, Xylariales, Hypoxylaceae. The record is from RefSeq and is a predicted model, not a curated record.